Molecule: messenger RNA, 4438 nt
Organism: Cimex lectularius (bed bug)
Lineage: Eukaryota; Metazoa; Arthropoda; Insecta; Hemiptera; Cimicidae
Gene: sei
Product: potassium voltage-gated channel subfamily H member 2
Exons: 32
Coding region: 143-4153 (1336 amino acids)
Biological process (GO): membrane repolarization during action potential; potassium ion transmembrane transport
Cellular component (GO): membrane
Molecular function (GO): inward rectifier potassium channel activity
Source: RefSeq, a predicted model, not a curated record
AGUGACUGUCGUGAGCUGGUUUGAGACGAGCGAGGCGGUCAUGUGAUACCAGGGCAUAAAACAAUUCCUCGAGCCUCUCCCUCCUCUCUCAGUGUCGUGAGCGAGUGUGAGUGUGUGAAAGUGAGUGAGUGUGUGUGCAAAAAUGCCAGUGAGGAGGGGCCAUGUCGCCCCGAGGACAACUAUCAUCGAAACUAUCAUCAGGAAAUUUGAUACGCACAAUCGCAGUUUCGUUGUAGCCAACGCGCAGCAGGAUUCGUGUCACAUCAUCUACUGUUCUGACGGUUUCUGCAGAUUGUCCGGCUACAGCCGGGCCGAGGUCAUGCAGCGACCGGCAGUCUGCGACUUCCUCCAUGGUCCCCUCACAUCUCAACAGGCCGUUUCCGUCGUUAAGGAAGCCCUCGCUGCGGGGACGGAGAAGCACUUCGAAAUACUUUAUUACAGGAAGGACGGAACCAAGUUUUUAUGCAGUGAAGUCAUAGCUCCCGUCAAAAGCGAAGUGGACGACAUAUGCCUUUACAUUAUCAACUUCGAGGACCUGACCUCACCCUCGAGCCCUCUAGAUGAUACUACGCAUAACCACAGACUCAGUAAAUUUGACCGAGCGAGACAGUCGUUCAGACAGUCGCUGCGGAUGGGACCACUGAGGCGGCCAAGGACCGGAGGAGGGUACCUUAGUCCACCUCCGACAACUACCGAAGAAUCUGAGUCUAAUAUUACUCCAAGCCCCUCACAACAAGGAAGACUGAGUGCCGAGCAAACAACGACAAUUGAAACUGAUAGACUGAGCCAGGGAGGCAACCGAAUCAGUGCCUCAUUCCCAAGCGCCCCUAUUGCCUCACCCGAACAGGUUUCACAACAACUCUGGGAUACAGGAGAAGUGCCUCAUGCCAGUUCUCUGGAUGGGAUCUCUGGACGAAGGGCGGUCUCGAGAUCCCCAGAGCCCCCAAGGCCCCCCGCAAGAAGCGCGACUUGCUCCGUCCUGCCGAGUUCGAAAACGCAAGAAGACAUUCCAACCAGACCCAGACCGCAUACACUCGAUAACUUUUCCGAAGCAACGAGAAAUCAUGUAGCCAAGUGUUUUCCAAUAACUAGCUCCGAGUCGGAUCUUCAAAGAUACAGGACAUCCGCUCUUUGGGACCCAACGGCAUCGCUAAGCAACCUAGCGUCGGAAAGCAUAAAACACAAGUAUUCGAUACAAGACAAUGGCUCGGCGAAGUUUUUCCAAGGGGCGCUCCACACGCCGAACAUGGGAGAAAAAGUUGCCCAGGUUCUUUCACUUGGUGCUGAUGUCCUCCCAGAAUACAAACUCCAGUCACCAAGGAUACACAAGUGGACUGUACUUCACUAUAGUCCAUUCAAAGCUGUCUGGGACUGGAUUAUUCUUUUACUUGUCAUGUACACAGCAAUAUUUACACCUUACACGGCAGCCUUCCUUCUUAACGAGCCUGACUAUACAACUUCAAGAAAAACAAAAAAGUAUGGAGAUGACCCCCUCGUUAUAGUAGAUCUCAUCGUGGACGUGACUUUUAUAGUAGAUAUUCUUAUAAACUUUAGGACAACUUAUGUAAAUAAAAAUGAUGAAGUUGUCUCACAUCCAGGAAAAAUAGCAGUUCACUAUUUAAGAGGAUGGUUCCUUAUUGAUUUAGUAGCUGCUAUUCCAUUUGACCUUCUAUUGUAUGGAUCGGACACAGAUGAGUUGGGCUUGGAUGCCGAUGAGACAACUACUUUAAUGGGCCUAUUGAAAACAGCAAGACUGUUAAGAUUAGUAAGAGUGGCUAGAAAAAUAGAUAGGUAUUCAGAAUAUGGAGCCGCUGUACUUUUGUUACUUAUGGCUACAUUCGCACUUAUUGCUCACUGGCUUGCCUGCAUUUGGUAUUUUAUUGGAAAUGCUGAAAGACCACAUUUAGAAAGUAAAGUUGGUUGGUUAGAUGCAUUGGCUAAUGAUACGCAUCAGUUUUAUCAUAACAAUACGGGAGGGCCUUCUAUAAAAUCGAGAUACAUCACAGCUCUCUAUUUUACAUUCAGCUCUCUAACGUCGGUUGGGUUUGGUAAUGUAGCGCCGAACACAGAUGCUGAAAAAAUAUUCACAAUUUGUGUUAUGCUGGUUGGAUCUUUGAUGUAUGCCAGUAUCUUCGGUAAUGUAUCAGCGAUUAUUCAAAGACUGUAUUCUGGCACAGCUCGAUAUCAUACACAGAUGUUGAGGGUGAGGGAAUUCAUUCGAUUUCAUCAAAUACCUAAUCCACUGAGACAGCGAUUAGAGGAGUACUUUCAGCAUGCAUGGACUUACACUAAUGGAAUAGAUAUGAACAGUGUGCUGAAAGGAUUUCCAGAGUGCCUUCAAGCUGACAUUUGUUUACACUUAAACAGAAACUUAUUGGAAUCGUGUACGGCAUUUGACGGCGCUUCUCCAGGUUGCUUGAGGGCUUUAUCGCUUAAAUUCAAAACAACUCAUGCUCCACCAGGAGAUACAUUAGUACACAAAGGAGAUGUGUUAACAUCUUUGUAUUUUAUUUCAAGAGGAUCAAUUGAGAUCCUGCGAGACGAAAUAGUAAUGGCUAUUUUAAGUAAAGAUGAUAUUUUUGGAGAGAAUCCAUGUGGACAUACUACUAUAGGCAAAUCAAAGUGUAACGUUAGAGCUCUCACAUAUUGUGAUCUCCACAAAAUCCAUCGGGAUGAUUUGUUGGAUGUUUUAGAACUCUAUCCAGAGUUUUACCAUACUUUCACAUCAAAUUUGGAGAUCACAUUUUAUUUGAGAGAUGAAGAGCAAGCUGGUGUGGAUCCUUGGGCUAGCCGGCAAACAAGAAAAGUAACAUCAAGGACAAAUUCUCAAGAUCUUGGUACGGGAGAAGUUGGCGGUGGUGGUAAUUUUGACAUGGAUUUUAGAAGAAAUUACUACAGGCCUUCUUUAAGAACCAGUGUCGAGAGAGGUCCUUCUAUGGAAGAAAAUGGAGAUUUACAUGAGAAGUGCCUUGGUCAUGGUAUUCUAGAGUUCUCGACAGAAAAGGCAGGACAAGAUGUCACGCCUUUGAAUUUACAAUUUAAUGAAAAUGGUCAUCGCUCAAAUACCAUCAGCUCAAUUACUGGCAUGUUCAGCCAACUGAAGCGCAGCCUCACAGAUCUGCGCUUGCAUGGCCUCAACAGUAAACAACCACCGAAAGAAGACUCUUCUAACGGGCGAUCAGCAGAUACAAGAAUGAAACAUUCGGCAAGCUCACAAAAUGUGAGACGUCAAGAUAUCAGGGUUGCUUCGGCUACUACUUCAGACUCUUCAAGAGAAACACAACCUCUUCUUGACCACCAAGCUCCAAUUUCAGAAGGAUUACCUACAGGGACUGAAACUCUGGAUGAGUGCCAUCUGAGCAGUACCUCACAUUAUACAACACCUGGUUCAGCCAGUCCCUUACAUUCCAAUGCCCUCCUCAAAGCCCAUCAACAAGGGCCUACUUCUGUGAUAACAUACCCCUCAACCCACAUUGAACAUAAAUGUUCGCACUGUGGGAUUUCAAAGGCUCGUGUGGAUAGUGAUAUUCAUUUUAGGAUAGAUAAGAUAAGCAGACAAUUAGAUGCACUAGAAAAUUCAGUUUCAAGUGAUGUUAGGCUCAUUCUCUCCAUUCUGAGACAUCAGGGAAGUGGAAAAAGUGGAGAACCACUGAUAGAACAAAAAGAGCAGCAGCCUUGGACCGAGUCCAAACCGCGACCUUCACCUGUAAGACGAAGUUCAAGUGUUCCCCAGAAUGAUUCAGUACCACAAGCUCAAACAAGAAACCAAGACAUUGCUCGACUACCCUAUCCGACACUACAACCUGGUAUCAUUGUACCUCGAAGAAGUCAGUCUCAGCCUGUGGACUUAUCUCAUCCCCAGAUCUUUCAGCAAAGACAUAAUGAUGAAGCUAUCAUAUCACCUACUUAUACAGAUAGGAGUGAUGGUAGCAACGAUACUUGGAGAGGAUUAAGUGAUCUUGGAAGAAGGAGGCAGUUAUUACCAACUCGUUGUGUCACAAGCAGUGAAGAAGUUGAUCCUCCACCUCUACAAGCACCCAUUGCAAGACUUGAUUCCCUCCAAGAAAUGGAGUCUGCAUUAGUAUCUUCUCACUCCAGUUUGUCUGACAACCAACCUGAUUCAAAGUCAUCACAAGUAUAUUCAAAGUGCUAAAGGACUCUUCCAUGAUUUAACUCGUCUUUCAAGAUUAUUACAUCACGCAAAUGUUCCCAUUAUAAGCAUAAUAUCUUAUCAGAGUUAAUUAUAAAAAUCUCAUUAUUAAAUUUCAAAGAGGGGGGAAAAUAGCAAUCCGUUUAAUGAAAUAUAUGAUAAGAUUUUUUUUUAACAGGGAUCAAAAUUUGCAUAAAUUUAUUGUAGCGCCAAGGUUCAAUUUGUAUAUUCCUUCGUAAGAUAUUUAAAUUAAACUGGUUUAAAACGUCAGAAACAAAUUGCUUUCAU